Messenger RNA from Megalops cyprinoides (Indo-Pacific tarpon), 2540 nucleotides. RefSeq names its product phosphate regulating endopeptidase homolog, X-linked (gene phex). The transcript is spliced from 22 exons. Gene Ontology annotation, cellular component: plasma membrane. Gene Ontology annotation, molecular function: metalloendopeptidase activity. The coding region runs from base 31 to 2271 and encodes 746 amino acids. NCBI's taxonomy places the organism in Eukaryota, Metazoa, Chordata, Actinopteri, Elopiformes, Megalopidae. Gene Ontology annotation, biological process: protein processing. The record is from RefSeq and is a predicted model, not a curated record.
GGAGCGUCUGCGGCUCACAAAGAGAGCAUCAUGGAUGGGGAGCGACUGGGAAACUCGGGUCACAAGGCGAGCGGGAACGUCACCCGGCUCCUGGCGGCGGGACUGGCCGUGUCCCUCUGUCUGUCCCUGGGGCUGCUGCUGGCCCUCAUCCUGAUGUCCCAAAGCUCAAAGGAAGAAGACUACUGCAUGACCCGAGAGUGCAUCGAAGCAGCGGGAUCGAUCAUCAGUAAGAUGGACCAGUCGGUCUCCCCGUGUGACGAUUUCUACCAGUACGCGUGUGGGGGGUGGCUGAGGGAGAACCCCAUCCCGGAAGAUUCCUCCAGCUAUGGCAUCUACCCCUGGCUGAGGCAGAACGUCGACCUCAAGCUCAAAGAGCUGCUGGAGAGUCCCAUAGUUCCCGAGGACAUCGAGGCAGUGGUGAAGGCCAAGGUGCUGUACCGCUCCUGCAUGAAUGAGACCGCGCUGGAACUGGAGGAUGCCAAGCCUCUGCUGAAGGUUCUGAAGCAGAAGGAGCUGCACUGGCCGGUUCUGGAGGACUCGCUGGGCCCGGCCUGGCAGUGGGAGGAGAAGAGCUUCGACCUGCUGCAGUCCAUAGCGCAGAUCCGCAACCUGUUCAGCAGGUCCGUUCUGGUACGGCUGUACAUCUCCCCCGACGACAAGAACUCCAACCAGUACAUCAUCAAGUUGGACCAGGCAUCCCUGUCCUUAUCUUCCAGAGAGGAUUACAUCACUAAAACCCCUGAGGCACAGAUGUACCGUGAGGCCCUGCUCAGUCUGAUGGUGGAUGUGGCGGUCAUGCUGGGAGCCAAUCAGCAGACUGCACAAGCCCAGAUGAAGGAGGCUUUUGCCUUUGAGGUUCAGUUGGCAGAGAUCCUGAUCCCCUUUGAAAACCGCACCAGUGAGAGCAUGUACAACAAGUACAGCCUGUCCCGCCUGCAGAAGACUGUACCAGAGUUUGAUUGGCUGGAGUUUGUGAAGGCAGUGGUGGACACCUCUCUGUACCCAGAGCUGAAAUCCAUCUCUUCAUCAGAGCAGGUCAUCGUUCGCGCACCCAAGUACUUCAAAGACCUCUUCAAGCUGCUUGGCAGAAAGGACAAAAGGACAGUGGCGAACUAUGUGGUCUGGCGGGCAGUCUUCUCACGAAUCGCCACUCUGAGCCGGCGUUUCCUCUACAGAUAUCUGGACUUCACCCGGGUUACCACGGGAGCGACCUCGUUGACCCCGCGCUGGGAUAAGUGUGUAAACUACGUGGAGAACUCCCUCAUCUACGCCGCGGGACGGAUGUUCGUCGAUCGCCACUUCCAGGAGGACAAGAAACUAAUGAUGGAGGAGCUGAUUGAGGGGAUCCGCUGGGCUUUCAUAGACAUGCUGAAGAAGGAGAAUGACUGGAUGGACGAGGCCACCAAAGCGAAGGCCAAAGAGAAGGCUCACUCUGUCCUGGCAAAGGUGGGCUAUCCAGAGUUCAUCCUCAAUGACACCUACAUUAAUCAGGACAUAAAGAGGCUGUCCUUCUCAGAGCUGGAUUACUUUGGGAACGUGAUGCAGACGCUCCGGUUCUUUGCGCAGUCUGACAUCGCCUGGCUGCGCAAGACAGUCCCUCGCACCGAAUGGUUUACCAACCCCACCACUGUUAACGCCUUCUACAGCUCCUCCACCAAUCAAAUCCGGUUCCCAGCUGGGGAGCUUCAAAAGCCCUUUUUCUGGGGCCAGAACUACCCAAGGUCACUAAGUUAUGGAGCCAUAGGUGUCAUUGUUGGGCAUGAGCUUACCCACGGCUUUGACAAUAAUGGGCGAAAGUAUGACAAGAACGGGAACAUGGACCAAUGGUGGACCAACGCCUCAAUCUCCCGCUUCACCGAUAAGACCGCGUGCAUGAUCAACCAAUACAACGGCUACCACUGGGAGGAGGCGGGGCUUAACGUGAGGGGGAAGAGGACUCUGGCGGAGAACAUCGCGGAUAACGGAGGAAUGCGAGAAGCUUUUAGGGCCUACAGGAGGUGGGUUGAGAAAGAGAGAUCAGGGAAAGAGGAGCCUCUCCUACCAGGAAUCGGCCUCUCCAACAAUCAGCUCUUCUUCCUCAGCUACGCACAUGUGCGCUGUAACUCCUACAGGUCUGCAGCCGCACGAGAACAGAUUCAGAGUGGGGCUCACAGUCCUCCCAAAUACAGGGUGGUCGGGGCCAUGAGUAACUUUGAGGAGUUCCGGAAAGCCUACAACUGCCCUGAGUCGUCCAUCAUGAACCGAGGGGCGGAGUCCUGCCGGGUGUGGUAGGGGGGGUGGUCGACCGGGACGAGCGCAGGGUAAUGGUCCCAAUCUUCGGUCACUGGGACUCACUCAGCGGUUAAUCUGGAGCACGCUGACCGACCGCUCGCGCUCCACCUGCGGUCCAGCGCACCCGUGACCGAAACUCACAGGACAGACACGAUGCUGGGACCCCAACGGGACCAGAGGGAGGCGACGGGGUGUCGGGUUUCACUCUGCCUCCUCCCCAGAACUCCACAAGCCUGGCUGUGAUCCAUGCGCGUGUGUCUGGUGAAAAC